GAGAGAGUGUGUGUGUGUGAGAUAGUUAGAGAGAUAGAGAGAGAGAGAGAGUGAGAGAGAGAGAGAGAGAGAGAGCGAGAGACAGAGAGAGAGAGAGCGAGAGACAGAGAGAGAGAGAGAGAGAAAAAGCGAGAGAGAGUUAGACACUGAACGGGAGGAGAGCGAGAGAGAGUGAGUGUGAGAGAGAGAGAUAGAGAUAGAGAGAGAGAGGUCGAGACUGAACGGGAGGAGCGAGAGAGAGAGAGGCGGGGGAGCGCGAGCCAGCAGCGGAGAGAGAGAGAGAGAGAGAGAGAGAGUGUGUGCGAAAGAGAGAGAGAGGUCGAGACUGAACGGGAGGAAAGAGAGAGAGAGAGAGAGAGAGAACCACCGUCAGGCUCCGGGAGGCAGAGCGACGGAAGACACGGGAGCGAGGGGGAGGACCGAGCGACUCACGGACUGAAUGAAGCUGCACCUGGUGCUUCUGAGGGCAUCUCCCAUGUUUUGAUUCAUUCCACUUAUUUUUUUUUUCUUCACUUCCUGAACUCGUUUGCCAUGCCGUCCAAUAGUCCGGCCGCCACGGAGACGCCACAGACGCCAGCGAAGGACACCGUGGUCGAUGUGUGUGAAGAUGGAGCGGACCAGGACAGUCCGGAGGAGGGGACGCCGGCGAGCCCCCGCACCAAGCGCAGAGUGGGCCGCCCUGGAAGGAAACGCAAGCAGCUGCUUCCUGAGAUGGCGACCUCUGACCCUUGUGCAAAUGCCCCCCCAACCCCGCCUGAGGAGCCGGAGGCCUCCCCCUCCCCUCGCAAGAAGCGUGGGCGUCGGAAACUAGACAGAACCAAGAGGAAUAAGGACGAGCCAGACGACAGAAGCUGCGACUCCCCCAAAGAGUGUGUGCAGGGGGAGAGCGGGAGGCUGCGGAGGAGGCCGGUCCCCCGGGUGACUUUCCAGGCCGGCGACCCGUACUACAUCAGCAGGAGACAGAGAGACGAGUGGCUCAGCCGCUGGAAGAUAGAGGCGGAGCGGCGGGCGUACCGAGAGGCGGAGAUGAGCAUGAUGGACGAACUGACGGAGGCCGACUUUCGGAAAGAGGAGGAGCCGGCCAGCCCAGCGCCUCCUCCAUCACAACAACACACGGACCCCGCCUCCCCCACAGUCGCCGUGACCCCGGAGCCGGUGGCCAGGGGGGACCAGGCCACACCCAAUGAGGUAGAGUGCCAGGACGGCCGGGGCUUUGGCAUCGGCACGCUGGUGUUCGGGAAGCUGCGAGGGUUCUCAUGGUGGCCCGGCAGGAUCGUGUCCUGGUGGAUGAGCGGCCGGAGUCGAGCCGCCGACGGCACCCGCUGGGUCAUGUGGUUCGGCGACGGCAAAUUCUCUGUGGUUUGUGUGGAGAAGCUGAUGCUGCUGAGCUCCUUCUCCUCCGCCUUCCACCAGCCCACCUACAACAAACAGUCCAUGUACAGGAAAGCCAUCUUCGAGGCUCUGCAGGUGGCCAGUGUGCGGGCGGGGAGGCCCGUCCCUUCCUGUGAUGCCAGCGACGAUGGCGACGGCGUGGACAUUCAGACCAGACAGAUGAUAGAGUGGGCGAUGACCGGCUUCCUGCCCAAAGGUCCACAGUCACUGGAGCCUCCAGAAGAGGAGCAGAAUCCAUACAAAGAGGUGUACCCGGAGAUGUGGGCGGAGCCUGAGGCAGCGUACACGCCUCCGCCGGCGAAGAAACCUCGCAAGAACCUCGCGGAGAAAUCAAAGAUCCGAGAAGUGAUCGACGAGGGGACCAGAGAGAGACUCAUAUGUGAGGUCAAACAGAAAACCAGGAAUAUAGAAGAUAUCUGUAUUUCCUGCGGGAGCCUCAACGUCUCUCUGGAGCAUCCCCUCUUUUCAGGAGCCAUGUGUCAGGGCUGCAAAAACUCCUUCCUGGAGUGCGCCUACCAGUACGAUGACGACGGCUACCAGUCCUACUGCACCAUCUGCUGUGGAGGCAGGGAAGUGCUCAUGUGUGGCAACAACAACUGCUGCAGGUGUUUCUGUGUGGAGUGUGUGGAUCUGCUGGUCGGAACCGGCUCAGCAGCGAUAGCCAUCAAAGAAGACCCGUGGAACUGUUACAUGUGCGGCCCCCGGAACACCCACGGGCUGCUGCGCCGACGGGACGACUGGCCCUGCCGGCUCCAGCACUUCUUCGCCAACAACCACGAGCAGGACUUCGAGCCGGCCAAGUUGUAUCCUCCAGUGGCGGCGGAGAAGAGACAGCCAAUCAGAGUCCUCUCUCUGUUCGACGGCAUCGCCACAGGUCUGCUGGUGCUGAGGGACUUGGGAAUCCAGAUCGACAAGUACGUGGCGUCGGAGGUGUGUGAGGACUCCAUCACCGUCGGCCUGGUGCGACACCACGGACGCAUCAUGUACGUGGGAGACAUCCGCAACGUGACCCGCAAACACAUCGACGAGUGGGGACCUUUUGACCUGGUGAUCGGAGGAAGCCCCUGUAACGACCUCUCCAUAGUCAACCCUGCACGCAAAGGCCUUUACGAGGGAACCGGCCGGUUGUUUUUCGAGUUCUACCGGCUGCUGCACGAGGCGCGACCGAAGCCCGGGGACGAGCGGCCGUUCUUCUGGCUGUUCGAGAACGUGGUCGCGAUGGGAGUCAGCGACAAGCGGGACAUCUCUCGCUUUUUAGAGUCUAAUCCGAUAAUGAUCGACGCCAAGGAAGUGUCGGCCGCGCACCGCGCUCGCUACUUCUGGGGAAACCUGCCAGGCAUGUCCAGACCCCUGACAGCCAUGGCCAACGACAGGCUGGACCUACAGGAGUGCCUCGAGCAUGGGCGCCAUGCCAAGUUUGAGAAGUUGCGUACGAUAACGACACGCUCCAACUCUGUGAAGCAGGGGAAAGACGAGCAUUUCCCCGUCUACAUGGACAACAAGGAGGACAUCCUCUGGUGCACGGAGAUGGAGAGGGUGUUCGGUUUCCCCGUCCACUACACGGACGUGUCCAACAUGAGUCGUCUGGCCAGGCAAAGGCUGCUGGGACGGUCCUGGAGCGUCCCCGUCAUCAGGCACCUCUUCGCCCCACUCAAGGAGUUCUUCGCCUGCAACUAGUUACACACCAACUCUCUCUCUUUCUGUCAUGCACACACACACACACACAUGCGUACACACAUAAACAUCAUGUAAGGACAAACACACAACUACAACUACACACUGUAAACAGAUUGUACAUGAAGGUUGGCUGACACAGGAUGACCAGACACACACACUAACACACACACACACACACGCCUGUAGGCCACUGGCUGACCUUAGUCCCCUGGUGCUACCUUCCAUUGAUUUACACCAAUGACUGAUAAUAAAGAUGGACGCCAUGUCUCCACUUCCUCCUACUUAACAAAACAAUUAAUCCAAACUAUGCCGAACACGUGCUGGUGCUGCCAUCUUGAGCUUUAUGUGUCAUCUUGAGCUGGGGGGGGGGGGGGCUUGACCGUUUGAGAGCUGUGGUGUUUUUCCAUCUUUAUGAGCAGCCAUUGAUUUGCACACACGCUGGUGCAGGGUCUCUGAACUGUAAACCCUCACACACGAACUUCCUGUCCAACCUUGAAACUGAUGUCUUCUGGCUUUACUCUGUGGUGGCAGCUGGAGUUCAAACCUCCAGGGGGCGCUAGAGCUAACGCAGACGCCCUAUCUUUUCUUUUUUGUUUUUAAAUACAGUAACGCUCUGAACACAUCGACACACCAAUGAUUUUCCUCUCAACCAUAACUGUAUCCAUGUGUAGUGACAGUGCUGCUGGUAUAUUACAGUCCAACAAACACAAAUAUAUACACAAACAAACACACACACACACGCACACGCUCCGGUUGAUGCUCAUGGUGCUGGUCAGGCAGUGAUAAGAGUCCUAAUGGUGCCACUUUAAUACACUUUUCCAGCUCUUGGUGCUUUUAGACACUGAACAGUCUCUGGUGGUUUCAGUCGCUGCAGUUUUGUGUUUCCGGACCCGAGUCAAACUACACGAUGAUUCGCUGGGUGAUGCAACAGCAGGUGGUCGUGAGGUUCAGGAGGUUUUGAUUUGUCAGAUCUGCUGUGAAGGAACUGGCAGGAGAGCUUCCCAAAGAGAGCAGGACUCAGUCAGACUCUUCUUCACGGAGGAAACGCUGCUCUGGAAGUAAACAUCUCAGGGGUCGAGGUAAACGACGGGUUUUUCUGGCAAAGUAACAUCUAAAGAAAAAUGUUAAACCUUCACCUGAGGAAGAUGAAUAUGGUCACAAAGUUUAUUUGCAUAUAAAGAUUUUAACAAGACAAUUCAAAGUGAUUUACAUUCAAAUAUAACAACAAGAAAAUACCUAAAUAAACUAGAAGGUCCGAAUGCUAACACUCUAGCUCACCUCACCAAUCUGCAUCCUAUCGAUCCAAUACGUUUUCUUUAAAACUCAAAUAUACAUGAGGCAUAUUCUUCAUAUCGUCAUGAAAACACUUUUAAAGUAACUUUUAAAAGUCUCAUGUGUGUUGGAAUAUUGUGAACUUAAUGAAGACAAAGAAUUAAAUCUGCUUUUCCUCUCAGUACCGUUCACAGCUGCAGGUCUCAUUGGUCAGGAUCCGCUUUUAUUAGCUUUUCACAUUAGCAUUGGAUAUGGAGAUAUUCAGGCAGUGGUUGUAUAUUAAGUUGAGUUAAUUGCUGUGAAAUACUGUAACAUUUUAACGAUGGGUAUUCUUUUACCUUGUUUUUAUUUAAUACUGUACACGUGCUGUCCAUCUUAAUGCUGCAAAUUUGGAAUAGCACUGUUUGCAGGUAAUCUUUAAGUGAAUGUAGCAGAGGUUUCUCACAAUGGGUCUCAAAGCCUGGACAGUUCAUUGAGUCCCAGUGAACGUCCCUGGAGACGUCACCAGGUGGUGGUAGACGAUAAGGAAAACUUACUGGGAUCAUUUCAUUAAGCUGGGAGUGACUAACCCAGAACCCAGUUACUGUGAAGUGUAAAUAACAGGUCAUUAGUUCUGUAGCAGCUGGUUUUUAUCCAUCAUGAGCACGGCUUCUAAUUUGUCUCACACAUUCUGCACUGUCUCUGUAUUUUAUCCAAGUGAGCACGAUGAGCUUUCAGAAUCCAGAUUGAACAUCUGGAUUCUUUUUAAUCAUCUUAUCUUUAUGAUCUUGACUUUACUCUAUUUAAAAUCUGCUUUCUAGAUUUUCUUUCUAGAAAUUGCUUUUUAUUUGAGUGGUUUUUUAAUUUUGAAAUCUUUUACCUACAGAGGUCAAACAAUGGCCCUUCAACGAAAACUUAUUUUUGGUUAAAAAUAUGAACAACUACAAAAUAAAAUGACAAUUAGUAUCAUGGUUGUUUUAGCUUGUUGUCAGGCACCAAAACAAUGAAAUCAAAUAUUAUAAAACAGAUUUACGCACCUGUAUUUCUGGCCAUGCUUAUAACACUAUUGAACAAAGUUUCUGGAUUUUAAAAUCAAAACUAUUAGACUUGUUUAAUAAUCAAAAAUAUUUUAAUCUUUGGCUCCGUUAAUAAGGUUUAACUCGUCCUCUGAGAUUAUUCUUUAAGAGCAGCGUUCAAAUUAAAUUCUAGUUUGCAAAGUGUCGGUCCCGAACACUUCCAGGUUUUUAUCUCCUGCGCCUCAGCUCCAGUGUUGUCGUCCUCCCACUUUGCUUCGCUGGGAUCAAAACUCUGCAGCGACCCCCAGUGAGACCUUUACUUUGUAGACUCUUUGCUGGUUUUCUACUUCCUGUGACUGAAACAGACAGCCCUGAAUCAAUAACAGAUACUUCCUCACACAACACAGAUGCAACUGUUCAACCUCUUUUACGCCCCAACGCAUGCCGGGAUGCUCUCAGUCCCAUCAUGACCUUGAACGGGGCAUAGGCAGGUAAACAAUAAGAUGACACACACCUUAACCGCCAUGUGUACGCGUCACUGCACACAGUUGUGUGUUUUAUUCAGACAGGGCUGUCAUCUCUUUCAGUCUGGUGCUUCUGGUCCUCGGACGACCAACAAUCCUUUUCUCCCAGGAAGCCUUCUGAAUCCUCUGACCUUCCUCAGAUACCGGCUAACGACUGGACACACACACACUCACACACACACACUGACACACAAAUACAAAGUAACACAAAACAACAGUAAACCAGCAGGUUCAAAAUUUUUUCCCGACAAGUUUACUCUCCGUUUUUACAACCAACAGUCUGGUGCUUUUUAAACUUUGCUCUUUUUUACAGUGCUCUUGCAGGUCUCUCAUACACACACACACACACACACACACAAACACACACUCUGACACACAUACACACAUUUUGCUACAAAUAUGGUGCAGACGUUCACGCUUCUCCUUUCGCUGCAACACACGCCACCAACACACACACACACACAAGCAUACACACUGUGGAUUUGCCGGCUGCCUGUUGCCAUCAGGCUUCCCACGGCACCACCGGGUGUGACAUCACCACCCCGCGUCGCUUGGUGCUCACAACCCCUGCCGGGUCCCCCCCCCCCAACUGAAAUCCCUCCCCUCCCCUCCCACCUCACCCCCCCCCCAGGUGCUGCAUGUCAGUCAGUCAGUGUAUUCUCUGAUUUCAUGUUAGAUUAGGGAGUAAAGAUAAUAAAAAUAAUGGUAAUAAUAUUACAAUAAUAAUCUGUUAUCGUGUGUGUGUACUGUUCCAGGGUGGUGCUCAGUUCAGUUCAGUCUCAGCCUGUAGAGCGGAGAGAGGGAGGCUCGAGAAAGCAUAUAUUACAGUUAGUAUAGUGACUUGUUCUAUUGUAUCCAAGGAGGCCGGAAUAAAAUGGUUGUUUUAAGCGAUGAGCCAAAAGGACGGUCGCUCUCGAACAGGAGAGGAGCUGAAGUGAUUCCCUGGAAAUCUGUGAAAAAUGUCAAAAAAUUAUGAAUUUAAAUAAUCUGUGGAUCCAAAGCUCAGUCCAGAUUUACACUAAAAUGGAUUGGGGUCCUUCUACCUAAGUUUUGUGUAAUUCUGCUGACAAACAAACCAAGGGGUGGAACUAUAACCUCCUUGCAAAGAGACAUGAAAUGAUCCUGUGGUCUCAUCUCUUUUAUCCUGUAUUUAAGAGUUUGAAUUAGAAAAGGAAACUUGAAUUUGAAAAAGGAAACUUGAACCUGAAACAGGUACAACAAACCAGAAUCCCAGUUGUGAAGCACUGGCUUCUUUUCAUCAGAUUUGUGUGCAGCGGUCACUUCAGUGUGUGUCUGUUCUGAGAGCGCAGUUCGGUCAGAAGCGUGAGGGAUGGAGUCGAUAUCUCUAAAUGAUAGGUGACACGGUGAUGGUGUUUCUGUUCGCCUACAUCGACAGCUGUUAGGUUGAGUGAUGCGUUGUUUUAAACACUGAUACACAAACAAACACACACUGUUACUGACAAACAGAGACACACGCACAACACGUACACACACACACACACACACACACACACAAUGCUGUGGCGCAUCCAGACACUCAUCUCAUGGACUAAAUGAAAGAUGAGCUUUUCGGAAAAAAAGGAGGAACUGGUGGUGUUUCAAAAGGUGCUAAAAUUUUAUCUGAAAAUAAGAAAAAUAUAUUGUUAGGAAUAUAAAUCGAGUUUGUCUUUACAAUGACUGUAUUUAAGUUUGUCGUAGUAAUGAAAAGGCACUAUUAUUAUUUUACUCUUGUAUGAAUAUGAACUAAUUAAAAAAGCAUUUUAACUUUGUACUUGAACAAUGUAAGAAAUGAACCGUGAAUAAAAAAAGGACUGUUUCUUGUGA
Messenger RNA from Platichthys flesus (European flounder), 7684 nucleotides. Its product is annotated as DNA (cytosine-5)-methyltransferase 3A-like. Gene Ontology annotation, molecular function: methyltransferase activity. The record is from RefSeq and is a predicted model, not a curated record. The transcript is spliced from 23 exons. Gene Ontology annotation, biological process: negative regulation of DNA-templated transcription. Bases 532 to 3069 code for a protein of 845 amino acids. NCBI's taxonomy places the organism in Eukaryota, Metazoa, Chordata, Actinopteri, Pleuronectiformes, Pleuronectidae. Gene Ontology annotation, cellular component: cytoplasm; nucleus.